Messenger RNA from Misgurnus anguillicaudatus (oriental weatherfish), 2324 nucleotides. Lineage: Eukaryota; Metazoa; Chordata; Actinopteri; Cypriniformes; Cobitidae. The record is from RefSeq and is a predicted model, not a curated record.
AUCUAGCCUUUAUACAUAUCUAUGGAUGUGUUUGUGUAUCUUCCUCAGUGAAAAAAAAUUGAGUGUGUUGUUGAGGGUAAACAGAGUCUUGUCUCUGUGUAUUUUAGUGUUGAGAUGUUAAUGAUGACAGAUGAGAUGUGCUGUAAAUCAGUAGGAACUGAUCUGUCCAUGCUGGAUAUUGAUGAUUUCAUCACAGAAAUCUCUCAGCUGAAGAAAGAGGUGGCGUUACUGGAGACAAAGCUGAGGUCAAGAGGAGAUGAAGGAGUGAAGAGAGAGGAUGUGGAUUGUUGUGAAUCUUCAGUGUAUGUGACUGAUGGAUGUCUGGAUUCAGUGUGGAUGAGCAGAGAUCAGAGCCGCACACCACAGCCACUGCUGGACUCUAAACUCUCUGAAGAGAAAUCCAGACACACACAGGACUCAGAGCUCAGUCUCACUUUACUCUCUUAUACUGAGUCAAAGCCCACAGACGCUCAGGACACUGUGUGUGACAGUAAUCAGGGCUUACAGGAUGAGGAAUCUACUGAUCAAACCUCCACAGAGUCUCUGGAUUCUGUCUGUAACGCUGGAGAACAGCAGCAGAUCCUGCAGACCACACUGAAGAUGUGUUCAGUCAAACUGAUCGACUGCAGGAACCUGAUGAUGAAGAUUAAAACUGAACCCACAGAAGAGGAAGAUCACAAUUAUAAAGAGGAAGACAAUCAUGCAGAUGAUUUAAUUCCAUCAGAUGUGAAGAGUGAAUCAUGUUGUGCUGGAGAAACAUCCUCAACAUCAGAAGAUCGACUGACAGCACAAACUCUUUCCUGCAUCACCUGUGGAAAGACAUUCAGCUCACAGAGACAUUUAGAGACACAUGAGAGAAAACACACAGAACCGAACCUCAGCUUUACUACCUUACAAGAGAAGAUUUACUGUGAGCAGUGUGGGAUGAAUUUUGUCUUCUUAUCUCAGCUGGAAGUUCACAUGAGGACACACAGUGGUGAAAAGUCUUUCUGCUGCACUGAAUGUGGAAAUUACUUCACCACCAAACAAAGUCUUGAUGCUCAUCAGAGAAUUCACACAGGAGAAAAACCAUACGAGUGUCCUCACUGUGAGAAGAGAUUCAGACAAAAAGGCAAUCUGAAGACACACGUGUUUAAACACACCAAUGAGAGACCGUAUCAGAGCAGUAAAUGUGACAAGGCCUAUAGGUUUUCAGCUUCAUUAAAAUCACACCAGAAAAAUCACUCUGAAGAGAAACGCUAUCAAUGUUCACACUGUGAUAAACAUUUCUGUUAUAAAUCUAGUCUGAUAAACCAUGAGAGAAUUCACACAGGAGAAAAACCUCAUCACUGUAGUGUCUGUGGGAAGAGUUUUCGUGAAAAGGCUAGCUUACAAAAGCACCAGAGAAUUCAUACAGGUGAAAAACCUUACAAAUGCUCUCAUUGUGAGAAGACGUUUACUCAAUCAGGUCACUUAAAAAUCCAUGAGAGAGUUCACACUGGAAAGAAACCUCAUCACUGUAGUGUCUGUGGGAAGAGUUUUGGGCAGCGUGCACAUUUAAUGAUACAUCAGAGAAUUCAUACAGGUGAAAAACCUUACAAAUGCUCUCAGUGUGAGAAGACGUUUAAUCAGUCAAAUUCCUUAAAAAUCCAUGAGAGAAUUCAUACAGGUGAAAAACCUUACAAAUGCUCUCAGUGUGAGAAGACGUUUACUCAGUCAAGUUCCUUAAAAGUCCAUGAGAGAGUUCACACUGGAAAGAAACCUCAUCACAGUGUCUGUGGGAGGAGUUUUAGGCAGCGUAAAUAUUUAAUGAAACACCAGAGAAUUCAUACUGGAGAGAAACCUUACAAAUGCUCUCAGUGUGACAAGACGUUUACUCAGUCAAGUAACUUAAAAUCCCACGAGAGACUUCAUACAUGAGAGAAACCUUACGUCUGCUCUCACUGUGAAAAGAGAUUCAAUAAUCCAUCUUAAUUCAGAGUUCAUCUGAGAAUUCACACUGGAGAGAAACCUCAUCACUGUAGUGUUUGUGGGAAGAGUUUUAGCAGCAUAAUAAUUUAGUAAGGCAUCAGAGAACUCAUACAGUGUGAUAAGACGUUUACUCAUUCAAGUAAAUAAAAAAUCCAUGAGAGACUUCACACAGGAGAGAAACCUUACGUCUGCUCGAUCUGUGGAGAGAGAUUCACUCAUUCUGGAAGUCUUCAGUAUCAUCAGAAGAAACACACUGAAGAACAAACUACACUGAAAUCAUCAUAGUGCCUUAACCCUUAUGUACUGUGUGUGCGCGCGCGUGUGUGUGUGUGUGUGUGUGUGUGUGUGCGCGUGUGUGUGUGCGUGUGUGCGCA